This is a messenger RNA of Lactuca saligna, 501 nucleotides long. The record is from the annotation of a GenBank genome assembly. Lineage: Eukaryota; Viridiplantae; Streptophyta; Magnoliopsida; Asterales; Asteraceae.
AUGGAAGAUGGCUUUGAGUUUAUCGUUAAAAACAAAGGCAUCAACACUGAGGUGGCUUACCCAUAUCAGGCAACAGAUGGAACCUGCAACACCAAGGAAGAAGUUGUCCAUGCUGCCACCAUUACUGGGUAUGAAAAAGUGCCAGCCAACACUGAAUCCGCAUUGUUACAGACAGUCGCUAAUCAACCCAUAUCAGUUGCCAUUGAUGCCAGUGGCAUGGGUUUCCAGAUCUAUUCAGGUGGCGUGUUUACUGGAGAUUUUGGAACUGAUCUUGACCAUGGUGUUACAAGCUUGUUGAAUCAAAUGGAGUUAUAUGUGGUUGUGUAUAUACUUGCAAUCUUAGGCUUGGAUAGUCUACAAGGAAUCAUGCUGGAUCAAGGCAGUUGUAUUGAUACCUGUUGUACUUUUUACAAGAAGUUCUUUAAGUUGUCACCAGAAGAAUCAUCAAAGGAUCCAUUAUAUCUUUUGAGGGACAUGUCCAAUAACGAUAACAAAAACUAA